Messenger RNA from Zingiber officinale, 951 nucleotides. RefSeq names its product 2-Cys peroxiredoxin BAS1, chloroplastic-like. Lineage: Eukaryota; Viridiplantae; Streptophyta; Magnoliopsida; Zingiberales; Zingiberaceae. Gene Ontology annotation, molecular function: thioredoxin peroxidase activity. Bases 50 to 856 code for a protein of 268 amino acids. The transcript is spliced from 7 exons. The record is from RefSeq and is a predicted model, not a curated record. Gene Ontology annotation, biological process: cellular response to stress; hydrogen peroxide catabolic process; response to oxidative stress.
UGUCCACACUCUUCCUAUCCGCGAGCGACCGGAAGGGCUCGAUAUCGCCAUGGCUUAUUGCUCCCUCUCAACCAUCGUCUCCUCGAGGUCUUCAACCCCGAUGGCUUCGUUCUCCCCAGCUGCUUCUCGUCCCUCGAAUUCCCGAUCCCUUCCGAAGAGCUUCCUGAGGUCGCCGACCAAGGGCUUCACUCCUUGCUCCAUCCGAUUUGCCUCUUCUAUGAGAUCUUCAUCAAGAAGAUUCGCAGCCAAGGCUUAUUUGGAGGGUGAUUUGCCAUUGGUUGGCAAUAAGUCUCCAGAUUUUGAAGCGGAAGCUGUUUUUGAUCAGGAGUUCAUUAAUGUUAAACUUUCUGACUACCUUGGGAAGAAAUAUGUUAUCCUGUUUUUCUAUCCACUUGACUUCACAUUCGUGUGUCCAACUGAGAUAACUGCUUUCAGUGAUCGCUACGCAGAAUUUGAAAACUUGAAUACAGAAAUCUUAGGUGUUUCAAUUGAUAGUGUGUUCUCCCAUCUUGCAUGGGUCCAGACAGACAGAAAAUCAGGGGGGCUGGGAGACCUGAAGUAUCCAUUGAUUUCUGAUGUUACUAAAUCAAUCUCAAAAUCUUAUGGGGUUCUGAUUCCGGAUCAGGGUAUUGCAUUGAGGGGACUUUUCAUCAUUGACAAGGAAGGAGUCAUUCAACAUUCAACCAUUAACAACCUUGCCAUUGGUAGGAGUGUAGAUGAAACCUUGAGGACCCUUCAGGCAUUGAAGUAUGUUCAGGAGAACCCAGAUGAAGUUUGCCCUGCUGGAUGGAAACCCGGAGAGAAGUCUAUGAAGCCAGAUCCUAAACUCAGCAAAGAGUAUUUUGCAGCCAUUUAGGAACGAUGUGAUUGCGAUCAAGUGUUAAAGAGUGGACAGAGUUUUGUUGCCCAGCCUUUUCUUAUAGUACUAGUGAUUUUUUACUUGUCGAGUUC